Molecule: messenger RNA, 3042 nt
Organism: Triticum turgidum subsp. durum (durum wheat)
Lineage: Eukaryota; Viridiplantae; Streptophyta; Magnoliopsida; Poales; Poaceae
Source: the annotation of a GenBank genome assembly
AUGCCGCCCACCUGCACUGCACCACCCACUUGCAAACUGCAGUCUCUCGAGAGGUACAAAGACAAUAAUUGUAGCCUGCUUUGCUUCAUGGAAAAACAUAGUAGGAGAUGUGUCCACCUCCAUGCCUUCUUCCUCCUCGUGCUCGUGCACACCAGCCCUGCAGCCACGGUGACGGCCGUCACUUUCCGGUGCCCAGCCGACCAGGCCUCCGCGCUUCUCCGGCUGAAACACUCCUUCCAGCAGCCGCUCCUGCCAUCCUGGCGCGCGCGCACGGACUGCUGCCGAUGGAAGGGCGUCCGGUGUGACGCCGCCUCGGGCCGGGUCGCCGCGCUCGACCUCAGCGACCAAGGCCUUCAUAGCCGGGACGGCCUCCCCCGCGCGCUCUUCCAGCUUACCACGCUCAGGCGCCUCGGCCUCGCCGGCAACGACUUCGGCGGCGCCAGCCUCCCGGCGUCCGGGUUCGAGCAGCUCGCCGAGCUCACUCACAUCAACCUCUCGAACGCUGGCUUCGCCGGCCAGAUACCCGUCGGCAUCGGCAACCUAAGGAAACUCGUAUCACUAGAUCUCUCCUACAACAACGGCUUGUCCGGGACGAUCCCCGAGUUCUUUGCCGAGCUGCGCUCGCUGGCCGUCCUUCUCCUCUCCAACAACGACUUCAACGGAUCGUUCCCUCGGGGGAUCUUCCAGCUCAAGACCCUGAGGGUGCUCGACUUGUCGGGUAAUUCUGAGCUGUCCGGCGACUUGCCGGAGCUCCCUGCCGGGAGCCUCCUGGAGGUUCUGGACCUGAGCGGGGCUAGCUUUUUUGGUGUAAUACCCAGCUCCAUCAGCAACCUGAAGCGUCUCAAGACUCUGGACAUGAGCAGCAGCCACGGCCGUUUUUCUGGGGCCCUCCCUGCUUCGAUCAGUGAGCUUAAAUCCCUGAGCUUCUUGGAUCUGAGCAACAGCGGGUUCCGAAUCGGCCAGCUGCCUGCUACGCUGGGCAGACUGCAGUCCUUGUCCACGCUGCGGCUCAGGGACUGCGGCGUCUUAGGUGCAAUACCGUCGCCCAUUCAGAACCUCACACGCUUGACCGAGUUGGACCUCUCACAGAACAAUCUCACCGGAGCAAUGCCCACGUGGAGCAAAGGAGCAUUUAGGAACCUAAAGACGCUGCAGCUAUGCUGCAACUCCCUAUCAGGGCCAAUCCCAGCCUUCCUCUUCUCGCUCCCUCAACUCGAGUUCAUAUCGCUUAUGAAGAACCAUUUUGACGGCCACCUCCAAGAAUUCUCUGAUCCUUCUCCCUCCCUAGCAUCCGUUUACCUCGGCUACAACCAGUUAAACGGAUCAGUGCCCAAGUCUUUCUUUAGCCUCAUGAGCUUGCAAACCCUGGAUCUAUCUAGAAACGGUUUGAGCGGGACAGUGCGGCUUAGCUCAUUUUGGAGGCUCACCAAUCUAAGUAACCUCCUCCUGUCAGCUAACACUCUGACAGUUGUGGUGGACGACGAAGAACAUAUUAGUUCAUCCUCGUCUGCAUCGCUCCCUCCACUCAACUCUCUGGGUUUAGCCUGCUGCAACAUGACCAAGAUCCCUUCCAUACUCAAGCACGUCCUGGUCGGCGACCUCGACCUCUCAUGCAACCACAUUGGUGGCUCUGUGCCCAAAUGGAUAUGGGCAGGCCAGAAGGAGAAUGUAGAUGUGUUUAAGUUGAAUCUUUCGCGCAAUCACUUCACCAGCAUGGAGCUGUCUCUGGCCAAUGCCAGCGUAUACUUUCUUGACCUUAGUUUCAACAGCUUUGGAGGGCCUAUUCCCGUGCCCAUGGCUCCACAGUUCCUUGAUUACUCCAACAAUCUCUUCUCAUCCAUCCCACGGGAUCUGAUGCCGCGACUAACUAGUCCUUUCUAUCUGAGCAUGGCCAACAACACACUGCGCGGAGGCAUCCCGCAUAUCAUCUGUGAUGCAAGCAACCUCAAGCUGCUUGACCUGUCUUACAAUUAUUUCAGUGGCCAUGUUCCAUCUUGCCUUGUAGAUGGGCGCCUCACCAUCCUGAAGCUGGGACAUAACCAGUUUGAGGGGACAUUCCCUGAUGGCAUCCAGGGCGUGAGGUGUGCUUCCCAGACGAUAGAUUUGAACGGGAAUAACAUGCAGGGGCAGCUGCCUAGAUCAUUGUCCAAGUGUCAUGAUCUGGAGGUCUUUGAUGUUGGCGGCAACAAUUUCGUCGACUCUUUUCCGACCUGGCUGGGGGAUUUGACAAAACUUAGAGUUCUUGUGUUGAGAUCCAACAGAUUAUUUGGUCCUGUCGGGGCGGCUCCUGCCAACAGGACGCACUUCCAGAGCUUGCAGAUUAUCGAUCUUGCCUCCAACAACUUCUCUGGUAGUUUGUGUCCACAAUGGUUCGAGGGUCUGAAAGCAAUGAUGGUUAUUGGAGAGAAGCACGAGGGCCGACAAGCCUUGGAGGAAAACCUCACAGGUAAGUUGUACCGAGACACGGUAGUGGUCACGUACAAGGGAACAACCAUGACACUCACCAAGAUCUUGACGGCCUUCACGGUUAUCGACUUCUCCGCCAACGCCUUCACCGGAAGCAUCCCGGAAUCGGUCGGGGAGCUCGCUUCGCUACGCGGGCUCAACAUGUCGCACAAUGCCUUGACGGGGACAAUUCCUCCUCAGCUCAGCCACCUGACACAGCUUGAGUCGCUAGACCUUUCAUCAAACCAUCUCUACGGGGCGAUCGCGGAGGCAUUGACAUAUCUAACCUCCCUUGCGUCGCUGAAUGUCUCCAACAAUCAGCUCGAGGGGGCCAUACCACAGGGAGGGCAGUUCCUGACAUUUACCGUCGAUUCUUUCCAAGGGAAUGCAAGGUUAUGUGGUAAACCACUGCCCAAACAAUGCAAUUCAGAGGUCCCUUCGUCUGACUCUGAGCACGACAAAAAAUCAGACGAUAGGGUCGACACAAUUGUACUGUAUCUUGUUGCUGGGUCAGGGUACGGUCUGGGAUUUGCAGUAGCGGUUCUGUUUCAGGUGCUAGGCAAAAGGUGGAGGCGGAAACCAAAAGUGAUCAACUGA